CGCCGAUAAUCGCUAUGCGAUUACAUGUCUAUCACUGAUUCAUAACGAUAACGAAGGUAAUUUUCAGAGUACUCGUUAAGACGACUUUACCUAGAAAAAUACAGUCUUUGUAGAAGCAAGCAGACUUUUUGUUUCCUUCGUGAAAUAUCUACAACUGACAUUUCAUGCGCGCGUGUCUUUUCAUGGAGACAUCGUCGAGUGAUAUCGUCGAGUCACAACUGACAGGAUGGAUGUUCUGAACAAGCUACGAAAUACAGUCAGCAAUACUAUUAGUAAUACGGUUCAGAACACAGCAUACGGUCUAUCGCAACUAUCCAGCGUUUUACCUGGUAAUCCCGUAACCAGAGAAUUCGAAGCGACUGCUCAUGUAGCAAGCGCUGGUCCAGGGUUACUAUGGAAGGUCUACAGUGGUUACAAAAAGUCUACCAAGCAGGAAGCUGCAAUCUUUGUGUUUGAAAAACGCAUUCUGGAGAAAUGGUCCUCUAAGGCAGAUCGGGAACUCGUACUGGAAACUCUGAAGCGUGGUGUAACGCAAUUGACAAAAUUGAGGCACCCACAGAUUCUGACAGUGCAACAUCCACUGGAGGAAUCCAGAGACAGUCUUGCAUUUGCGACUGAACCAGUAUUUGCUAGUCUGGCUAAUGUAUUAGGUAAUGAUGAGAAUAUACCUCAACCAACUCCAGCAAACUUAAGAGAUUACAAACUGCACAGCAUAGAAAUACGCUAUGGAUUGUUGCAACUAGGAGAAGGUCUGGCAUUUUUGCAUGGUGAUGUAAAACUGUUGCAUAGAAAUUUGUGUCCAGAAUCAAUAGUUAUUAAUAUUCAUGGAGCAUGGAAAAUAUUUGGCUUUGACUUCUGUGCCUUAAAUCAAAGUUCAGAUAGCAAGCAGCCAUCAUGGUCAUAUGUAGAAUAUGACCCAACACUCCCAGCUGUUGUCCAACCUUGCCUGAAUUACCAGGCACCUGAGUGCAUAUUAGCAAGCAGCAAUGGACCACCAAGUGAUAUUUUUGCUUUGGGAAUAUUGAUAUAUGUAAUACAUUCCUCAAAACAUCAAACACUUUGCGAAUCUUAUGGUGACUUGGGAAAAUGCCGACGUUUUCUCGAAAGUCUCAAAGGAUCCAAUGUCUCAGCAAAGCUCCUUCCAAUUCCUGAGACUCUCAGAGAUACUGUGAAGCUUAUGCUUAGUCAUAGUCCAGAACUCAGAUUAGAUGCCCAUCAAUUCAUAAAGAUUGAGUAUUUCACAGACAUUGGCGUUAAGACGUUGAAUUACUUGGAUAAGUUAUUCCAGUGGGAUAAUCUCCAAAAAUCGCAAUUUUACAAGGGACUUCCGCAACUUCUGAAGCAAUUGCCGCACAGAGUGGUGCUGCACAGAGUAUUGCCCGCGCUCUACAAAGAAUUAGUUAAUCCACCUAUGAUACCGUUCGUACUGCCGAGUAUAUUGCAAGUGAUGGAAGUUACCGAAGUGGAGGAAUUUCGAGAACAUAUUCUUCCUAAUUUGAAACCGGUUCUUGCUUUGGAAGAUCCGCCACAGAUUAGCUUGGUUCUCAUGCAGCAAGUUAAUUUGCUGCUCAAACUGUGUCCUACAGAUGUCAUUAAGACCGACAUAGUGCCUAUGUUGCUGCGUGCAUUGGAAUCUGAAUGGGAACAGCUCCAGGAGCUUUGCCUGUCGGCGUUGCCAAGCAUAGUGACGAUGAUCGAGGGACCAGUGAUUAAAAAUGCCAUAUUGCCGCGAAUGAAGAAAAUAUGUUUAUCGCCAGGAAAGAAGACCAGUAGUCUCGGGGUCCGCGUUAACUGUUUGCUAUGUCUCGCCAAAAUGUUGCCAAGUUUUGAUCGUUGGUUGGUGUUCGAUCAGAUAUUACCAUUUCUGCAGGAAGUUCCUCAUUCCGGCGAGCCAGCCAUUUUAAUGGCUAUCAUAGGUAUUUACAGGAUGUUGCUCACUCAUAGCAAGUUGGGUAUGGGCAAAGAGAUACUGGCGACGAAGGUAUUACCGUUUCUACUACCUCUCUGUAUAGAACAAAACCUAAGUAUGUCUCAAUACGAGACGCUUUCGACUCUGGUGGUCGAUAUGAUAAAUCGAGUGACCAGCGAGCAUCGAGACGCAUUACGUCAAUUAGACGCAGUGCGUCGUGAAACGCAGCAGUUCGAUCAGGCACUCUCUCAAGCAGCUUCGCCCACUUUCAUGCAGAACAACAGUCUGAGCGACAUUAAUUUAACACCGGAGAAGUCCACGAAUGUUAAUCUCAAAACUAUGAAUGAGAAUGGAUUAACCAUAGAGGAUAAGUUCAGAUUAAUUCAACAGCAAGAGGCUCAUCAGAGAUUGCAGUCUCAAUCCAUGUUGACUCCUAAAGCUGUGUCACAGACUGUUAAACCACAGCCGAAGGAUCUGACGGCGACUUUGUUAAAGAACAAUUUAGACGAACUAAACUUGUCCAUGUCGAGGUCGGCCAUGUCACCGGAUUACACAGCCAAGAACACUACUGGCUUGUCCUGGAAUAAGAAUAACAAUAUCAAUCAGACGCAACCACAAUUCAUAACGUCUCCGACGCUAAGCUCGCAGACGAUGCAGACGAGUAGACCAAUGAAUUGGAAUUCCAACGGAAUCAACGCAACCAUGAAUUGGAGCUCGGAUCAGCCCGCAUCGAUGUGGAAUCCAGUCGCUUCGCAGAACAAUACCGUGUACUCGCAGUGGGAAGGACAAGCGAAGUUUACAACGCAACCAGAGAUCAAGCCCAACUUAAAUUUCACCGGCACGUUACAGCCUUUCAUGUCGCCAACUAAUAAUUCGCAAACCGCGAGCAAGCCGAAUUCAUCCACGCAAGAUAUCAUGGAUUUGCUCAGUUAAUUCGCUCGACGAGAUUUCCGACGGUGGUUUCGUCAAAGAUAAAAAUCACGUCGGUACUUGAUAAAAAAUUACGAAAAAAACAAACUGUCUUUUAUAUCAAAGUCGGCAAUCAAAGAUUGCAGCGUUACAUACACACACAUCGGGUUAGUAAGAAGCAUUUUUAACGUAUGCUUUAUACAGAGGCUGUUUCGCUCAAAGUAAUUCAGCCACAUCUCUUAAGAAACAGAACUAUCGUCGAAAAGAAGGGACUAUUUAUAAGGUUAAUACGUAUAGCAUCACGUUUAAUUUCUUUUCUUUCGUUCAGAACUUGAGAUAUAUCUCAAUUUAAGAACUUAAGAUCUUGAUAACUUUUAAUCGAAUUUUCUGCGAUUAAGACCUUGCAUACAAGAUCCAUAUUUCAUGUCUGUAUUUCUUACAAUAAUUUCUCGUCUCGCGAUAGCGUCAUUGGUAAAAGUCUGCAUGUGUUGUGUCGUAACUCUGUCCCGACCAUCAGUGGUUAUACCGCAAACCUGGCGUUUGCGUCGAUGUUUUAAUAUUUUAUGUGAGCCCUAUUAACGUGGAUAUAUUUGUACAAUGACGUUCGGAGUUGACAACCGCAUUAUCUUGUAGGUAAUAUGAAUUCCUGAAUGCACGAAUGAAUGAGUACGGGUACGAUGUGAGGCUUCGUUGAUGUUACUACGAAUGAGCAGUAACGAAGAAUAGUAGUAACCACGAUUGUGUGAUAAUAAAAUGGCAGUCACCAUUUUUUUGCGGAACUACGUAGAAUUUACGGAAACACGUUGUGUUUUCAUCGUGAUUCAACUCGCCAUAUUCUCUCACGCUUUGAUGUACAUACGUAGCUUGGUCGCGGGACAAGGAAGUAACUUUAAUGUAAGAGUCCUAUAAUAUAUAUAUAUAUAUAUAUACAUACAUACAUAUAUAUAUAUAUACAUACAUACAUACAUACAUAUAUAUAUAUAUAUAUACAUACGUACAUAUAUAUAUAUAAUAUAGGAAAAUAUAUAUUGCUCAUUCCAACGGAUCCAUGGAUCGUUCACGGUGAAAAAGAUUGGUUGAAUUAACAUGACUAACUAAACGCAUUUUGAUCGAAGAGAAGUUCCGCUUAAAAAUAGGACAAAAUUCAUUUCUUAAGAAACAAAAAUUCAGUUUCCCUGAACCAAAACGCGUUUAAUUGUGUCGUCACAUCAACCAAUCUUUUUUUUCCGUUGGUUUCAUUCCGUACUUUGCAAUUUGUAACAACACAUCGCUCACGCGUACGUAUCAAUCAGUAGAUGAAUUUUCCUGUCGCCUGGUAUCCGCUUCAUCGUCUCGUACACGUAAAGAAAGCUUACAUUUCAUAAUAUACUUAUAUGUUAUUACUAAAUGAUCAAGCGCGCGUUUGUGUUAUGAAUGAUCAAUACGAAUGAGACGAUGCACAUUGGUUUUAUUUGAAACCACACAGAGGAACGUCACGGGUUCUCGCGUCUCCGAAUUUUAUCGCAAGCAGUUUCGUUAUUCCUGUGUGCGCGAUUACGACACGUACGGGCAAGUAAGCUCGAUUCGAUCGCGACUCAGUAAAAUUGUAAAAAAAAAAAUGACAGAUUUGUAGUGUUGUUUCUACUUUAUCUCUUACGCGUAAAUUCUAUAAUGUUAUCUCGAGUGUUCGUUCCUUUAUUUAUUUUGCUGUUGUGCACGAUUGUUAACGCUGACGCCGAGUCUAAUAAAACCACCGAAAAUGUUAAUUCA
Molecule: messenger RNA, 4567 nt
Organism: Harpegnathos saltator (Jerdon's jumping ant)
Lineage: Eukaryota; Metazoa; Arthropoda; Insecta; Hymenoptera; Formicidae
Product: SCY1-like protein 2
Exons: 7
Coding region: 227-2842 (871 amino acids)
Biological process (GO): protein phosphorylation
Molecular function (GO): protein kinase activity; ATP binding
Source: RefSeq, a predicted model, not a curated record